Messenger RNA from Paramecium sonneborni, 1018 nucleotides. The record is from the annotation of a GenBank genome assembly. NCBI's taxonomy places the organism in Eukaryota, Ciliophora, Oligohymenophorea, Peniculida, Parameciidae.
AUUUGAAUAAAUCAAUAUGAGCGCCUUAAAGGCUAAAGGUAGAAAAAUAUUUGAAAUUCCGAUAUGUACAAUUUGUUUAGAACCGAUGAUAAAAGAUCUUUGUGUUUUUACAGUAUGUGGUCAUGUGUUUCACUACAAUUGUGGUGUAAAUUGCCAUUAAAAUUCAAGAAAAUGUCCAAAUUGUCGUAUGAGAUCAACUGAAAUAUAAUCAUUACAUUAUGCAGUUGAAGAAAUCACAGGUAUUGAUGAAUAAAUGAGUUAAUUACUAAAUGAUUUGAGUGUUGAUUAGAAAUAACAUAUGGCUAAAUUAUUAGCAGAACAUGAAGAAUUAAUGCAUGAAAAUUUAAGACUUAAGCAAAGAAAUAAAUUUGUAGAAGAAAAAAAUGAAUCUAUACAAACAGAGGUUUAACAUAUUUAAGCAGAACUUAAGCGAUUUCUUGAGAAGAAUAAAGAUUUUGAAAUAAAAGAAAAGUCUUCAAAUUAAAAAAUAAAGACUCUUGAAAUUUUUAUUUCACAAUUUGAAGAAGAUAAUAAAAAAUAAAAACAAGAGAUCGAAAAACUUGAAAUUGAAUUAAAAGAAUGUGAUUAUUUGAAAAAUUUAGCUAAAACAAUAAGUAAUCCAAAUGAAGAUAUGUACUUAAAGUUAAUUAGAUAAAAAAAUCCAGCUGAAUAAGCAAAGUAGCUUUAUGAUCUAUAUGUAAUUAAAAUGGGGCAAUUUAAAAAUGUGCAAAAAGAAAUUAUUUAAUUGUAAGAACAACUUGAUUAACAAUAAAAAAAAUAUGAAUAAUUACAAAAAAAAUAUGAAAGAAUGAAGGAUUUAUAUGAAGAAAUUUAGAAGGAAAACUAAUCAAUCAAAGAGAUUGCAAAGAAUCAGAAUUCAAAUCCAAUAUAGAAAAUUAUUGAAAAAUAUGAAGAAAAAUAGGAGAAUGAUUUUAAAAGGAAGCCUAUAAAAUAAGUGGCAUUCGGAUGUUCUUAAUUAAGAAAACAACCACUGAGUUAAAGUUUAUUGAAAAAAUGA